AUGCCCGGUGACCAAUCGCUGCACCACGCACACACGCUCGACGAACAUCGGUCAGACUGCGUACAGUGCGAUCGCCUGAACGGCGACGAAAACAUGGUGCAGUGUGAUGGUUGCCAAACUUGGUGGCACUUUUCGUGCGCCGGAGUAACUGAUUCGAUUAAGGAUCGUUCUUGGUCUUGCCCAAAGUGUCAGGUGGAUGACCUGGGCAGCAUCGCACGGACAUCUCGUGGAUCCCGAUGCUCGAACCAAUCCGGACGGUCCGCGAGAAUCAAUCUGCAGCUUGAGAAGCUUAAUGAGCUCCAAGCAAUCCAGCAGAAGUUUGUCGAGCAGAAGUACAAACUGCUCGAAUCCCAACUGGAGCUAGAUGAAGAGAGCGAAAGUGUUCGAAGCAAACGCAGCAAAGUGAGUAAACAAGCCAGCAUCGCAAAGGUUGCAAAUUGGGUGAAAAGUUGCGCAGAGCAGAAGGAGGACGCCAUCAUUCCUUCCACUUCAACGGAGACAGGCCGUCCGUCGUUGCCGCCAGCCCCUUCCAACCAACCGAAGCCAAUUACCGCCACCGCUAGCAGUUACGUCACAGCCCAAGUCCAGCAGCCAGAUAGUGGGAAUCAACAGAGUCCGCUGAAGCAUCCUUCGUUGCCAAAUCAACGAUCGUUCGGAGUGGCUCCAGCGACAGGAGCCCUCAUAUCCGGUCCGACCCAGGACGGAGACCCAAUCAGGCAGGCCGUCUUCAACAAGGUGACAGGAACCGUACCUCUAGCGCAGUCUACUCCAGCACAAAUGUCUUGCACAGAGCAGGCAUAUAAACAACCUCCGCCGGCCCCAGCCGUGGUGUCCGAUUCGACGACAGUGCCUUCCACGGCGCCAGCGUGCGCAAUACCAGAUGCGGUUUCAACAAAAUUCUUCACGUCGAAUCCGAGUUCGUUUCCCGCUAUGAUGCUUCCGCCUAACCCGCAGCACCAGUUGAACUUUAUACCGGAGAACCCCUCAACCGAGCAGCCGUUUGCCAGACCUCCUUCGGCGUAUGUACAGGCCCCGCCGCAGUCUUUGGUUGAACAGAGGAUGCCAGAGAUUCCACGUCCAAUCGUUUCGCACCAUCAACAAGGGAAUUUGGGCCCAUAUCACGUUGGCGCCCCCAUGCCGCCGAUGCUCCACGCCACGUCGACGCUACCGCCUGCUGCGGUACCAUAUCGUAUACCAACGUAUCCUGUAUUCCAGCCGAUGUACCAACAUGCACAACCGUCGGGACCUGCGCCAACCGUUGGAAAUCUGGCGGCAGCCCCGCCGGCAGUCGCGUCUUCAUUCGCGGCCGCUACGCCUCCAUCAUUGCCGCCCCCGCCACCGCAACCCGAAUCUCCUAAUAGAGAAGUAUCUUUCCCUCAGCCACCAGGUAAGCCAGAUAAUAAUCCUCUGCCAGUAAAUGUUCAGCCGCCUAGUAACGCCGGCAACCUUCAGCAUCUAAUGAAGCAAUUUGGUAGCAUUGCUCUAUCGCCUUCGCAAGCACCAUUGCUAAAUGCAAAUAUAGCCACUUUUGUCCCCUCCCCCUCGCAGUUAGCGGCCAGACAAGGAUUCUCGGAGGUCAAUCUCAAAACGUUCGGCCUCUUCAUGUCCAGUGUAGUGAAAGCAGUGAGUAAAGUGACAGUGUACGCUAGCAGCAGUGGAAGACCAGGUGCCUACGUGAAGAACAAUUCGAAGUCGAGAGGAAGUGUUAACAGCCAUCAUAGUGAUCCAGCAUUCCAGCAUCCAGUUCCGGAACCAAUGCGCCGCCGAGUCGCGAUGAAUCAAAGCCGUGUCCCGCCUGCAAGAACGCCGGUCAUCGUAUCCAGGAUUGUCGCACCUUCAAAUCGCUUUCCUUGGACGGACGCUGGAAGUGUGUCCAGUCAAAUGGACUGUGCCGAAACUGCUUGA
Messenger RNA from Aedes albopictus (Asian tiger mosquito), 1905 nucleotides. RefSeq lists its product as uncharacterized. Lineage: Eukaryota; Metazoa; Arthropoda; Insecta; Diptera; Culicidae. The record is from RefSeq and is a predicted model, not a curated record. The coding region runs from base 1 to 1905 and encodes 634 amino acids. The transcript has 2 exons.